Pseudophryne corroboree (corroboree frog) is the source of this 2584-nucleotide messenger RNA. It is a transcript of the gene DCAF7, whose product is annotated as DDB1 and CUL4 associated factor 7. Gene Ontology annotation, cellular component: nucleus. NCBI's taxonomy places the organism in Eukaryota, Metazoa, Chordata, Amphibia, Anura, Myobatrachidae. Gene Ontology annotation, molecular function: protein binding. The record is from RefSeq and is a predicted model, not a curated record. The transcript has 7 exons. Bases 132 to 1160 code for a protein of 342 amino acids.
CUGAUUGGCUGUCUCUGUAAGCUACUGUGCGACGAGUCGGCGGCCGUCGAGUGCGCAUGCGCAGUUUGGUGCCGCCGUGACCGACGUCUCGGUGAUCGUGUGUGUCGGUAACGGUCUCCGCUCUCGCCGCCAUGUCCCUGCACGGGAAGCGGAAGGAAAUCUACAAGUACGAGGCGCCAUGGACCGUGUACGCCAUGAACUGGAGCGUGAGACCAGACAAGAGGUUCCGUCUUGCCCUGGGGAGUUUUGUGGAGGAAUAUAAUAAUAAGGUGCAGUUGGUCGGUCUGGAUGAGGAGAGCUCGGAGUUUAUCUGCAGGAACACCUUUGAUCACCCAUACCCCACCACAAAGCUUAUGUGGAUUCCUGACACCAAGGGGGUGUACCCUGACCUGCUGGCUACGAGUGGGGAUUAUCUGCGUGUCUGGAGGGUCGGAGAGACAGAGACGCGCCUGGAAUGCUUGCUCAACAAUAACAAAAACUCAGAUUUUUGUGCCCCCCUAACUUCAUUUGAUUGGAAUGAGGUGGACCCCAAUUUAUUGGGAACUUCCAGCAUUGACACAACUUGCACCAUCUGGGGUUUGGAGACUGGGCAAGUCCUGGGCAGGGUGAACUUGGUAUCUGGUCAUGUGAAAACACAGCUUAUUGCUCACGACAAAGAGGUGUAUGACAUUGCAUUUAGUCGGGCGGGAGGUGGUCGGGACAUGUUUGCCUCAGUCGGAGCUGAUGGCUCUGUACGUAUGUUUGACCUGCGCCAUCUGGAGCACAGCACCAUUAUCUAUGAAGACCCCCAACAUCACCCUCUGCUCAGACUGUGCUGGAACAAGCAGGACCCCAAUUAUCUUGCAACCAUGGCCAUGGAUGGAAUGGAGGUAGUGAUUCUGGAUGUGCGAGUGCCCUGUACCCCAGUGGCCAGGCUAAAUAACCACCGUGCCUGUGUGAACGGUAUUGCCUGGGCCCCGCAUUCCUCAUGUCACAUCUGUACUGCAGCUGAUGAUCACCAGGCCCUAAUUUGGGAUAUUCAACAGAUGCCACGUGCCAUUGAGGAUCCAAUCCUGGCGUACACAGCAGAGGGAGAAAUCAACAAUGUGCAGUGGGCAAGCACCCAACCCGACUGGAUCGCCAUCUGUUACAACAACUGCCUGGAGAUCCUCCGAGUCUGACUUUAUUUAUUCCAACCUCCCCUUACCCCAUACCCAUCCCAUCCCAUUGUCUGGGAUUUUUUUUUUACAUAUUUAGUAUUAGUGUUCAAUAUAUUCCUGUUGGUUUGUGAGUCUUCCAUCUAUAAGCAAUGCUAAUGCAUAGGUGCAAGAGAGGCUCAUGUAGUUACAUAAAUUGGCACCUUGUGACUCAUCCCAAAUAUUGUAAUGAAUUAGCUCUGCUUAAUAAAUCAGGCUUUUCUCUCCAGCCUGAAACAGGAGGUGUGAGAAGAUAUUUCUUAUUACACUCCCCCUUCUGGAGUCUGUAUUUUAUUUUACUCUGUGUAGACAACUUGUUAGAUGUUACGUAUCUUCUUGCUGUGUUUUAAUGUUACUAUCUUGAGGGUAAGGGCCAUUUUUGCAACAUCUCAUCUGUAAUAAUGCUUAUGUAAACACAUUAAUAUUUGUGUUUGUAGACUUGAUAUAUUGUUAUCAAGUGAUGCCUGUGGCUAUACAUUUCUUUUCUUAAAUGGAGCCCUUUUCAGUGGGCUAUAUAAUAAGAUAAGUGUGUGAUUAUUUUAUUUGAUCUCCACUGUAUACAAUUUUGUUGGUUGGAACAAGGUGUCUGACAGACAUAUACACAAUACAAAUACAAAAUAAGUUACUUUACCAACUGCAGUGUAUAUAAUCUGUUGUGGAACUACAAGUGUAGUGCAUGCUGUACCUUGUAGUGUCACAACAGGUUUGAAGUCACCGUCCUAUGUAAAAGCUCUACACCACACAAUGUAAAUAGCAGCAAAAGCCUACAUUUGAGUUAUGUAUUCCGGCAAUGGGAGUACCCAUGGAUUUUUAUCGAAAAACAAUAUAAGCGAAGUACAUGCGUGCUCCCUGCUAUAUUGUUUCAUAAUACUUUUUUUUGGGGGGGGGGGGGCUGUGUUCUGUUAUUGCUAAAUGUUAUGUAUUCAAAACUUUUGCUUUUAUUCUGGAAGGUAUAUUCGUCAUUCAAUGGGGUUUUUUUUUUUAGCUUCAGAUUUAUAUUAGCAGAGUUGUUCAUUUCUUUUGCCCUGGAAUAUGGCACGGUGUAUUUCUGUACUCUGCACUGGAUAGAAUCAGAGAACCACUUUGGGGGGAAUUCAAUUGUUUGAAAAGUCGGUUGGGUGUCUGUUUUUUUUUUUUUCUGUCUACUAGAUGAGAAAAAAAAAAGACGCCCAACUGACUUUGCAAACAAUUGAAUACCCCCUUUGUGUCUAAGGACAAUGAAGAUAAACAACUGACUGAUUACACAAAACCACAGAGGGGAGCUAGAAUAAGUAAUGCAUUUAGUAAAAGUUCCACAAGCCUCUAAAUCUGAUGGACUUUUUUUUUUUUUUUUUUUUUUUUUUAAACCUAAAAUGAAUAUAAACAUGGACUUAUUGAAAUGUGAAAUAAAAGUAAUAUACUUAUCUGAA